This is a messenger RNA of Cyphellophora europaea CBS 101466, 1488 nucleotides long. RefSeq names its product serine-tRNA ligase. The transcript is spliced from 6 exons. Gene Ontology annotation, molecular function: serine-tRNA ligase activity; ATP binding; tRNA binding. Gene Ontology annotation, biological process: seryl-tRNA aminoacylation. Bases 1 to 1488 code for a protein of 495 amino acids. Gene Ontology annotation, cellular component: cytosol. Lineage: Eukaryota; Fungi; Ascomycota; Eurotiomycetes; Chaetothyriales; Cyphellophoraceae. The record is from RefSeq and is a predicted model, not a curated record.
AUGUUAGACGUUCUAGACUUCAUUGCCGAGCGCGGCGGUGACCCCAAGAAAGUUAUAGAAUCCCAGCGCCGAAGAUAUGCUAGCGCGGACAUCGUCGAAGAGGUCACCAACCUAUGGCAAGAUGCUCACAAGACAAGAUACAAGGUCACCCAAGUCGGAGCCGAGAUCAACAAGAUCCAGAAAGAAAUUGGUCAGCUGAAGAAGAACAAGCAAGAUGCUACCGAGCUACUCCAAAAGAAGGUCGAUCUUGAGAAGGAGAAGAAGACAAUUGAAGACGAGGCGACCGAGAAGGAAAAACUGCGCGACCGUCGGUGCAAAACUAUUGGCAACUACGUCCAUGAUUCCGUCCCCGUCAACGACAACGAAGACUUCAACGAAGUGGUUAAGAAAUGGGCUCCAGAAGGCAUGACUGUGGAGAAGAAGGACUGUCUUUCCCACCACGAGGUCAUGACCCGUGCCGAAGUGUAUGACCCUGAUCGCGGCACCAAGCUCGUCGGCCACCGCGGGUACUUCCUACGCAAAUGGGGUGUUCUUCUCAACCAAGCCAUCAUCAACUACGGCCUACACUUCCUGACCGAACGCGAGUACGAGCCCAUCCAGCCACCCUUCUUCAUGAAGGCUGACUACAUGGGUAAGACUGCGCAGCUCGAACAGUUUGACGAGGAGCUCUAUAAGGUUGUCGAAGGCAAGGAUGCAGAGGACAAGUACCUGAUCGCUACCUCGGAACAACCACUCUCCGCCAUGUUUGCCGAUGAGUGGAUGACGGAGAAGGACCUGGAGAAGCCACUGAAGUUCGCCGGUUACUCAACGUGCUUCCGGAAAGAGGCUGGUGCCCACGGCCGCGAUGCUUGGGGUCUGUACCGUGUGCAUCAGUUUGAGAAGAUCGAGCAAUUCCUCUUCACCAAACCUUCCGACUCUUGGGCUGCUCUAGAACACAUGCUGGAGACUGCUGAAGCGUUCUACCAGUCACUCGGCCUUGCCUACCGGGUGGUGGUCAUCGUCUCGGGAGCCCUCAACAACGCGGCCGCGAAGAAAUACGACCUCGAAGCGUGGUUCCCUCAUCAGGGCGAGUAUAAAGAGCUUGUCUCCUGCUCCAACUGUACUGACUAUCAGACUCGCGAGCUCGAGGUCCGCUAUGGCCAGAAGAAGGGUGCCAUCGACAGCCGCAAGACCUAUGCGCACGCGCUCAAUGGAACCUUGUGCGCUACGUCGCGAACACUGUGCUGCUUGCUCGAAAACUAUCAGACCGACGAGGGCUUCAGAGUGCCGGAGGCGCUCAAGUCGUACAUGCCCAAGGGCACGCCGGACGUGAUUCCUUACACGAAGGAACUGCCGAAGGAUACGGUGAGCAGCAAGACCAAGGGCGGCAAGGGCGAGCCAAAGAAGGAGAACAAGAAGCCCGAGGCUCCCGAAGGUGGGGCGAAGAGAGAUAUGCCGAGUGCGGAUGCGGUGGCGGACAAGCUGAAGGAUGCCGAUAUUAAGUCGUGA